Molecule: messenger RNA, 1221 nt
Organism: Zychaea mexicana
Lineage: Eukaryota; Fungi; Mucoromycota; Mucoromycetes; Mucorales; Lichtheimiaceae
Exons: 4
Coding region: 33-1169 (378 amino acids)
Cellular component (GO): nucleus
Molecular function (GO): protein binding
Source: RefSeq, a predicted model, not a curated record
UCUUUUCUUCUCUCUCUCAAAAAAAAAGAAAAAUGUCAAUCUUGGAAUCGCUUUCAAGCUCAUCGCCGCAUGUCAUUGUACAAACAACCCCUGGAAAGGGGCGUGAGUUUAUUGCGAAAGAAUCUUUACCCUCAGGCACAACUUUAUUCCAUGUCUAUCCAUAUGCCACAGCAAUUUUUGACAGCUUCAAAAAACGGAUCUGUGCGCGUUGCGUGUGUGUUCAUCCAACGCGAUAUUUCUCUACACACUGUCAUGGUUGUGAUCAAGUUUACUUUUGCAGUCAAGUAUGUUACGAGCAAUACUGUCCCGGACGACAUACCGGUCAAUGGAUUUGUUCAGCACUUCGAAAACUGGCCACCUUGAAAAAGGUCGACAGGCAUGAAAAAAGCGUUGCAAAGUUGGUCCUCCUCAUCUAUUGGCAACGUGAACAAGAACAACAAACAAUCAUCAACGACAACAACGACAAUACCCCAUUCUUAUCUACUUUUGAGCAAGUAGAAGCACUCGAAUCACACUAUAAUGAUUGGGAUGAGUCGGUUCGACACGAUUGGCAUCGCAUCCAGCUGUUCUUGGAAUCUCAGUUGGUUGACAAGUACACCGACACUUCUGAUAUCGCGCAUCUCAUUUCAAAGAUCGAAUCGAAUGGAUUCGGGAUCUAUCUCAGUGCUACUAGUGAUGAUAGUGUUAGUAGUAAUAAGGAUAAGAAGCACAAGAGCAGCAGUAGCAGCAGUAACAGUAAUAGCGGUCCAGUCGCACGAGCCUUAUUUCCUUUGGUAUCUCUCUUUAAUCACGAUUGCAAUAACAACUGUGAAGCAGAGCAAUUUGCUGAGCAACAACAAGACUUGGAAUCCGAACUGCUGCUGCUGCUGACCGAGAAGGAAAAAGAAGGUUCUGAUGAUAGUAGUAGUUGUGGAAAUGAUGAUGAAAUCAGCCAUUACUACUACUACUACCCGGACGUGUUUUCUCAGACCCGUGGGACUUUUCGGACAAUGGUGAUCCGAACCAUCCGACACGUCAAUGCAGGUGACCCGCUCACGAUAUCCUACAUUGAUUCAUCUUUACCUGUAUCCACGCGACGCCAAUUACUGCGCCAAGAUUACUAUUUUGAUUGCCAAUGCAAUCGUUGUAUCAAGGAGCUAUCAUCCCAAAAGAAAAAGAAAAAAAAGUAAAAGGCAACUUAUUUGUUGUGAUAUGUGUAUGUGUGUGUGUGUGCAUGUAUAU